UUGUUGGCAGCCGUUCAGUUAUGAGCAUGCAACCGCCACUGUCGUCUCUCCCAUACAUCUGAAGCAACCGAAACCAAUCGCCAUUGAAACUCAGCUUCCCCAUCUCUACACCUAAUGAACACGACCAAUUUGGACCCACAAAUGUCGCCCCUUUACUUAAUCUUUCACCUUCCCCGCGCUUUUCGCCAUUUCCAAAUUCCAAAAAACUCUGAUUCACUCAAUUUCAAUCGGAAUUGGAAGAGAGAAAGGGGGAAUCAACCACCUGCAAUUCCAUCUUCUUUUUCCCAAAAAUUGUGUCUGAUUCGUUUUUUUGUUGUCUCAAUUCUCUGAAAAUUUUCUCCCUUCGUUUUGUGCCCUAACUUCUACCCUCCGUCGUGAAGGGGUGAUCGAUUUCCCCCCUUCUCGAAUUUCAAACCCUUUUCUUCUGCCAAGGUUCAUCUGCGUCUCCCCGAAAUCUGUCGACUUUGUUUGAUGGGUUUUGGGGAGUCACAUUAAAUCUUAAAAUGGGUUGCAUCAAUUCAAAGCACGUUGCAAGGUCUUGUAAAUCCCCAAUUCGCGAUCAUUCAUUGCUCAUUCACGAUGAUGAUGAUCGAUCUUCGGCUUCUUCGUCUUCCACAAACUCGUCUGAUUCGUUAACGUUGCAGAAGUCUAAUAAUCAUUAUAAUUAUAAUCAUGGGUUUGAGCCAUUGGAGAAGAUCAAAGAGGAAACAGAAGAUGAUAAAACCAGUGUCGGAUCUGUUAGUGUUCGCGACAAUAUUCAGAAAAAUGGUGAUGAAUCUUUGAAUACACGUUCGUGUAGUAAGUUUUCAAAAAAAUUUGGGUUGAGUAGCAUUAGGUUUGGAAGAUCGGCGGCAGGUGAACAGGUUGCCGCCGGUUGGCCUGCUUGGCUUAGUGCUGUUGCCGGUGAUGCCAUUGAAGGUUGGGUGCCAUUGAAAUCCGAGAACUUUGAGAAGUUGGAUAAGAUCGGACAAGGUACAUACAGCAAUGUCUAUCGUGCUCGUGAUCUUCAAAGUGGUAAAAUAAUGGCACUAAAGAAGGUCAAAUUUGACAAUUUUCAACCCGAGAGUGUCAAGUUCAUGGCUCGAGAGAUCAAAAUUCUUCGAAAGCUUGAUCAUCCCAACGUCAUGAAAUUGGAAGGCAUAAUCACAUCUCGCUUAUCAUGCAGCAUAUAUCUCGUUUUUGAAUAUAUGGAACACGAUCUCGCCGGACUCUUAUCAUCUCCCGACGUCAAGUUUACUGCAUCCCAGAUUAAAUGUUAUAUGAUGCAGUUAUUGAAAGGAAUUGAUCAUUGCCAUUCACGAGGGAUAAUACAUCGCGACAUCAAAUCCUCCAAUAUUUUGGUCAAUAAUGAAGGUGUUUUGAAGAUUGCAGAUUUUGGUCUUGCGAAUUUCUAUGAUUCUAUGAGUAGGCAGCCAUUGACAAGCCGUGUGGUGACCUUGUGGUAUCGUCCUCCCGAACUUCUCUUAGGGUCAGCAAACUACGGGCCAUUUAUUGAUAUGUGGAGCAUUGGUUGUGUUUUUGGCGAACUUUUUGUUGGUAGACCAAUCCUCAAGGGGAGAACCGAGGUUGAACAAUUGCAUAAGAUAUUUAAGAUGUGUGGGACUCCUCCCGAUGAGUAUUGGACAAAAACCCGUCAUCCUCUUGCAGCAAUGUUUAAACCUCAAUUCACUUAUGAAAGCAGUCUACGCGAAAGGUGUAAAGAACUCCCAAGAACCGUAGUCGACCUUAUCGAUCAACUUCUUUGUGUAGAACCCGAGAAACGUGUCACUGCCAACUCCGCCCUCCAAGCCGAGUAUUUCUAUACCAAACCUUAUGCGUGUGAUCCUGCAAGCAUGCCUAAGUACCCCCCUAACAAAGAAAUGGAUGCAAAAUCCCGUGAGACAACACGAAGAAGAAAGUUGGCUGGGAGGGUUAGAUCUUCGGGGGGUUCAAGAAACCAUAGAAAAGUCCACGCAGGCGUUCCUGAGGGUCCAUAUCACAUGAGGUCACGAGAAUACGUUCGUCCAAACGCAUCAUACAACACCUUGUCGGAAGCAUCACAAAUGACCGAAACUUUACAAGACGAUAGUAUUUGUACACACUCGGCUCAAUCUACCUCAUCGGAUGGUAGCUUUAUGUAUGCAACAAAAAGGAGAAAUCUUGAAAAAAGGCAUUCUAUGCAAAGAAUAGAUUCUUUAUACUCUAGUGAAGUAUACAAGCCCGAGGAGUUAUUAUCAUCGGAACGUAAAGAACAAGAAAGGUUUAGACACAUGGGACCGAUGCUAAUUCAAUUGCGUAAGCAAAACGAAUAUUACAGUCGUGAUGGUAUUCGUAGAUCGCGGUUUUCUAAAGAUUCAGACUUUUAUUAAUGGAAGCGUGAUGCCGUUUAGAUAAAGGUUGUACCUUGUGCUUGAAUGAUUGUAAGAGAGGAGGGUAAGACAGGAAGGCAGAGGAGAAGGGUAGAAGAGACAUUUCGAAUUGAAGGCAACAUGGGAUUGAAUAGAUGGAACGAUGCUCCAUAUCUAAUUAUCUAUGGAGUUCAAUUUUGUUUGAAUCUCAAACUAUACCCCUUUCUUUCAAUCCCUAAAUGUGGGUGUUUGUAUAUUCUUUACCAUUUCUAUAUCGAAAGAAAAUUAAAAGAAAA
This is a messenger RNA of Lactuca sativa (garden lettuce), 2623 nucleotides long. RefSeq names its product cyclin-dependent kinase C-2 C. The record is from RefSeq and is a predicted model, not a curated record. Gene Ontology annotation, molecular function: ATP binding; RNA polymerase II CTD heptapeptide repeat kinase activity. Gene Ontology annotation, cellular component: nucleus; cyclin-dependent protein kinase holoenzyme complex. Gene Ontology annotation, biological process: protein phosphorylation; positive regulation of transcription elongation by RNA polymerase II. NCBI's taxonomy places the organism in Eukaryota, Viridiplantae, Streptophyta, Magnoliopsida, Asterales, Asteraceae.